CUAUAUAAACCUGCCCUUUUCUUUCCCUCCUUACUUUACUUCUCUCUCUCACCCUCCAAUUUUCUGUUUGUUUUCCUUCUCGGUUUUCCUGUGAAACAAACAGCCCUGACAUCGAAAUUCUUCCAUUUCAAAGCCCUUUCAACCAUUAUCUUCCUCAUUUUCAACUCUUCAUUCGAUCCACUCCUUAGAAUCUCCAAUUUCCCAUCUAUCUCCCUCAGUUUAUUUCCAUUUUAGAAUUUUAUUUAUUCCUCUGUCUUUUCACUUCGAGUUUAGAUCUUCUGAUUUGGUCUAAUGAGUCGCUACGAUUCUAACCCGUUCGACGAAGAAGAGGUUAAUCCUUUCGCGGAUCAAGCAACAAAGGGGAAAGGAUCAGGGCAAUCAAAUUAUGGUGGAGGUUCCUUUUAUAUGACCAAUCCUGGAAGUGUUCCUCCUGCAACCUCAAGGCUUUCACCCCUUCCUCCUGAACCUUAUGAUCGGGGUGCAACGGUUGAUAUUCCCCUUGACAGUGGAAAGGAUUUGAAAUCAAAGGAGAGGGAGCUCCAAGUUAAAGAGGCUGAGCUUAAGAAGAGGGAACAGGAACUAAAACGGAGGGAAGAUGCGAUAGCACGGGCUGGAAUUGUAAUAGAAGAGAAGAAUUGGCCACCAUUUUUUCCCAUUAUCCAUCAUGACAUUUCAACUGAAAUACCAAUCCAUCUCCAAAGGAUGCAAUAUGUUGCAUUUACAACAUUGUUGGGAUUAUUUGUGUGCCUUUUGUGGAAUAUUGUGGCAGUUACCACUGCCUGGAUCAAAGGCGAAGGUCCAACAAUUUGGUUUCUUGCUAUCAUCUACUUCAUAUCAGGGGUUCCUGGAGCCUAUGUUAUGUGGUAUCGUCCUUUAUAUCGUGCAAUGAGGACUGAUAGUGCUCUGAAAUUUGGGUGGUUUUUCCUGGCUUACCUGAUCCACAUUGGCUUUUGCAUCUUUGCUGCUGUUGCUCCUCCAGUUGUUUUCAAGGGGAAGUCUCUUGCAGGUAUUUUUCCUGCUAUAGAUCUUCUCGGCAAACAUGUUUUAGUUGGGAUAUUCUACACAGUUGGAUUUGUAUGUUUCUGCAUCGAAUCCUUGCUCAGUAUCUGGGUUAUACAGCAAGUUUAUAUGUAUUUCCGAGGCAGUGGGAAGGCUGCAGAAAUGAAGCGGGAAGCUGCAACAAGGACAAUGAUGGCUGCACUUUGAUGGCACUGCUGUGUAAUAGAGAUAACUAUUAAUGGAUAGAGCCAAAACAAUACUUCACUCAUUUUUUUUUCCCUUCUAUACCUUCGUGGCUUGCUUUAGGAUGCAAAACUUUUUGAUGUGGUGUCUACUUACAUUAUCAGGUGAAGAAUCUUAGACAAAUUAGAAAGUUGAGUAGAGGUUUGUAGUGAGCUUGUGGCUGUGAUAGCUUCAAGGUUUGAUCUUGACAUGUUUCCUGAUGUACAAUUUCUAUGUUAUUAUGUUUAUUCUUUUACAUUUUC
This is a messenger RNA of Hevea brasiliensis (rubber tree), 1484 nucleotides long. RefSeq names its product secretory carrier-associated membrane protein 1. Gene Ontology annotation, biological process: protein transport. The transcript has 13 exons. Gene Ontology annotation, cellular component: recycling endosome membrane; trans-Golgi network membrane. The coding region runs from base 292 to 1206 and encodes 304 amino acids. The record is from RefSeq and is a predicted model, not a curated record. Lineage: Eukaryota; Viridiplantae; Streptophyta; Magnoliopsida; Malpighiales; Euphorbiaceae.